AUGGCAGGUGCCAUCCUGUUUGUGCUCAAGUUCGGCGCGUUGCUGGCAAGAUAUGUUGUCGGGAGAAUUGUAUACAACAUCAUAUACAACCUCUUCAUCUCCCCCCUCAAAGCAUUUCCGGGCCCCCUCCUGUACAGAAUCAGUAGCCUACCCCUAGACAUCAUCUCCAUAAAAGGAGUAGCCCACCACAAACUGCGGGAGCUUCACGACAAAUACGGGCCCAUAGUGCGUAUCCGCCCGUACGAACUCUCGUACAUCACCAGCGCCCCUUGGAAGGACGUCUACGGUUUCCGUCCCGGUCACGAGGAAUUCUUCAAAGCGGAAAGGCUUAUUUGUCCUGGCCAAGUACUGGGGAUCCUCGACGCCCCGCGCGAUGACCAUAGACGGUACCGCCGACUCCUCGCACACGCUUUUUCCGCCCAGGGGCUGCGCCCCGUCAACGUGGUUGACUGGCUCAGCUGGGUCACAGCGGAUAUCAUUGGUGAUCUUACCUUUGGGGAGCCGUUUGGAUCCCUGGAUACGGCGAUGGAGCAUGAGUGGACGGGAUUUGCGGCCAACAUACUGAAGCCAGCCACGGUGAUCCUGAUCCUCAAGAGCUGGGGCGUCUUGGACGCCCUGUGGUUACUCAUACCGAAGAGCGCCAUGAAGGCCGGGGAGGAUCAUAAAAAAUGGAUAGCUGAGCGCGUACAGCGGCGUGUGAAUCUCGGCAAGGAGAGAGGGGACUUCCUGGAUUAUGUCCUUAAGCGCGGUCUCGUCGUCGAUAGCGCAACAGCGGGAGGCCAAAAGCAGCAACCCGUGGGCGACGAGAAGGGCAUACGGCUAGAAGAACUUAACGAAAACGCAUACCAACUCGUCCUAGGGGGAAGCGAAACCACGGCCACCGUACUGAGCGGCACUAUAUUUUAUUUGCUCCGCAAGCCGGACAUACUGAGGCACGUAACGGCUGAGGUCCGCACCAAGUUUCCGGACAGUACGGACAUCACCAUUGACUCUCUCACCCCUUCCAGCGCGCCCUAUCUUGAUGCCGUGCUACAGGAGGGUCUGCGGCUAUACCAUCCUACCCCUCUAUACGGGGCGCGUCUUGUCCCAGCUGAAGGGGACAUAGUAGAUGGCGUAUUUCUGCCCGAGGGAACCAAAAUCAGCCUCCGGCUCUACGUCGCCUUCACAUCGUCGGUGAACUUUGCAAGACCACGGGAAUUCGUGCCGGAGAGGUGGUUGGCUGUCGGUGAUGAUCACAACGAAGAGCAGACAGGAGGAAAAGGGAGGGAAAACAAGAGAUGUGGCGAAUUCGCGCACGAUAACCCCGAUGGUGUCUUUCAGCCCUUCAGUGCGGGCCCGCGGAAUUGUAUUGGUAUGAACCUGGCGAAUGCCGAGAUGCGGCUCAUCAUGGCGAGCCUACUGUGGCAUUUCGAUUUGGGCAAGCCGCGGGACAUGGGCAAAGAGGAGGCGGAGAGAUGGGAGGAGUGGGUUGAAAGGCAGAAGGUUUGGUUUUUGUGGCAUAAGGGGCCGCUUAUGAUGGAUGUUAAGACCAGGGGGGAUAGGUUGUAG
Pseudomassariella vexata is the source of this 1548-nucleotide messenger RNA. Its product is annotated as cytochrome P450. Lineage: Eukaryota; Fungi; Ascomycota; Sordariomycetes; Amphisphaeriales; Pseudomassariaceae. The record is from RefSeq and is a predicted model, not a curated record. Gene Ontology annotation, molecular function: iron ion binding; oxidoreductase activity, acting on paired donors, with incorporation or reduction of molecular oxygen; heme binding. The transcript is spliced from 3 exons. Bases 1 to 1548 code for a protein of 515 amino acids.